AUGUCAUCACCCAAAAGAAGUCCGACCCAGAAGAUGAAGCGGCCUAUUUAUAUACAAAAAGGGCCACUUGAGGUGCCUUCUCCAUCGGAGAAGGAUUGGUCUAAGGAUGAUGAAGAGGAUUAUGGCUUCAACGAUCCAGAUAAGGAGCUGGAUUCCCUCCCUGAGCCCUACAGAAUGAUCAACAAGCUGGUCAACCUUCUGUUUGACAGGUCAUGGGAAAUUAUUGAGAAGAGGCAGACAUCAAAACAAGCUGACCUCAGCCAGAUUCAGCCCAGUAUCUACUCCCCAGUUGUAGAGAUCAAGCUCAGCACAAUACCCAACUGUCUAGCUAUUUCCCAAGACUAUAUGUUUGCUGGAGGAGCCAGAGGACUCUUUGUCUAUGAUGUGUACAAUGCUAAACAACUGUGUACUUGGGAGAAGCUUAAAGUCAGUGUCACUUCCAUCUGGGCCACGGACUUAGGGAAUGAAAUACUUAUUACUACUGUGGAUGAAAUCGGUAUCAUUAGACUGUUUUACUUUUAUAAGGAAGUUAUUUUCCUAAUCAAAGCCAUCAACGAAUCGGACGAUGCUAGCAAGCAAACCACCUGUGUAAAGAUGGAGAUCUCCCAUGAAGGGGACUUUGCCGCCUUCCUCCUACAAGGCGCUGGAGAUAUUUGGCUGGAUGUGUAUAAAUUGCCCAAGGAGUCUUGGCUUAAGGAUAUGGAGCAGCCCCCCAACACCAUAAGUCCAAAGAAAAAAUCCAGAGUGCUACAAAUGAAUAAUCCUGAUCCUGUAACUUUAGAUAAUUCAGAAAUGGACGUGAAUACACUUUCUAAAGGAGAUGUUAAAUUGAGCCCUCCAGUUCAUAUAAUGAAGAUUAAGCCUCCCAAGCCAAUUACAGGCACCACAUUUAAAAGCCCCCUGGAAGUCUUUGCGAAGAUAGAAGACUGCUAUGGACUGGGCUCCGGGCAGAACCACUUCAUCAAAGAGAGUCAGUGGGAGCAGCAGGCAGCUAUAUUCAACACUUUGUACAAGAAGCAUCUGGAUGGGGUGUGGGAAGAAGAGCCGCUCAGUGUGGCCACGCUCCACUUUCUCCUCCCUAGCCGCAUGUUUGCAGUGCCAGGGGAGGUCAAGACCCCUUCAGGGGCAGCCCAUGUCCUUGGCGUCCACUGGACUGGAAAUCAUAACUUCUUUCUCUAUUCACUUAACCGAACUCUGAAAGAUAAAGUUGAUCCUGAAGGCGUGUGGCCCUGUGCUGCACCCAUCGUAGCCUCUGCUCUCAGCUUCUCCUGCUCCUUCCUGGUGCUGGCCUGCGAAGACGGUGUGCUCACACUGUGGGACCUGAAUGAAGGAUUCCCGUUUGGAGUUGUUGCUCUUCCGGAGGGAUGUUUCUGCGAAAGCAUUCACUUCCUAGAUUACUUUUUGGUCCAUGAAGGACACAACGUGUAUCCUGAGGUUCCGGUAAAAUCUAAAAUGAAAUGUGUGGUGCUGUGCACAGAUGCCUCCCUCCACCUGGUGACUGCCAGCGGGACCCAAGAGCCCACCAUCAGUGUGCUUGUUGAGAGGCCUGAGAAGUACCUCAAUGAAACCAUCUGUGCUGUGGCCCCGGUCCCCGUCUUACCUGGCAUGGUGCUCAUCUUCUCCCAGGAUGGCAUGGUGCGCCUCCUGGAUGUGGCCAAGGCCCAAAUCAUCUGUGCCUUUGCCUCACCCAGAUCCUACCACCUGGCAGCUAACUGGAAGCCCGUGUUUGCCGUGUCUUCAUACCAUCCAUGUUUUCUUCUUCGAGGAGACAAUCCACUUGAAAUCAAGUCUGUCAAAAAUGCUACAAAGAUCCAGAAUUCUGUUUUCCAUUUUGAUUUUGCGGCCUACCCACUCCUAGAAGAGCUCUCAAGAAAUGGCACCAGUUUUCAGAAUGACUUGAAAAGUAAAGCCUUCCCUCCGAGGCUGUCAUUGGAAAGGAGAUGCGAGAACUUUCUCCAGGAGAGGUUCCAGCUGACGAAGUUUGCAAUGAGGGAGCAGGAACAUUGGAGCCGGCUGCGGAAGUAUGCCUCGUUUCUGCAGAAGGACAGCUUCUUCGAGUGA
Messenger RNA from Elephantulus edwardii (Cape elephant shrew), 2061 nucleotides. It is a transcript of the gene WDR93, whose product is annotated as WD repeat domain 93. The transcript is spliced from 16 exons. Gene Ontology annotation, biological process: electron transport chain. The record is from RefSeq and is a predicted model, not a curated record. Lineage: Eukaryota; Metazoa; Chordata; Mammalia; Macroscelidea; Macroscelididae. The coding region runs from base 1 to 2061 and encodes 686 amino acids. Gene Ontology annotation, molecular function: protein binding.